This is a messenger RNA of Leptinotarsa decemlineata (Colorado potato beetle), 1773 nucleotides long. RefSeq names its product hadley (gene hdly). Lineage: Eukaryota; Metazoa; Arthropoda; Insecta; Coleoptera; Chrysomelidae. The record is from RefSeq and is a predicted model, not a curated record.
CAUGUGGUCACAUUUCGUGUCUAACAUUGAACAGUUGUCGAAUAACAGUGACCUCAUUGUUUGUUCGUGUGUGGGUUUGGUUUUCAGAAAGUUUCAGCCAGAGUAUCGUGAGAACGAAAAAAGCAGGAUGAAGUUCGAACAGUUCGUAACGGCAGCGCUGGCGCUCGUUUCAGUGUGCUCUCGCACUGACGGAUUGGCGGAGGAUCGAUACAGAGCCAACAGAAAGCGUGCAACAGAUUCGCAAGUCGAGGCCGCUCCUGCUACUCGCCGGUACGUGCCAGGCGACGCGGAAAGGAGGAAAAGAGGAUUCUCCCCAAGGACCGGUUUGGACGAUCCGUUUCAGGGAUUCGACACAUCAAUAUGGAAACCUCCAGUGUACCAGCUGAGUAGGCCCUACUAUAUCCCCCUUUACGGCGCUCCAGGAAAGACUCCUGUAUACUUUCCCCCACAACCACUAAAUAUCAAUCCUGGAUUUCCUCCAGACAACCCAAUGAAACCCCCAUUCCGGGGCCCUCCUUACCUGCCUCCAAAACCAUCGACACCAACGACAGAAAAACCAAAGAAUACCACAAUGAAAGUAUUCAAUAGAAACCAAUAUGACGAUGAUGAUGAUGAAAGGCCUGUUUGGGGAGGUGACGAUACAAAAAAUUCUGCAGAAGUAGUGCCAACGAGACCACCUAGACCGCCAGGUCUACCCGAAUUUCCUCCUCUAAUCCACUCUAUAAGCGAUAAUGAGGUCAAUAAGCUGGCAGCUGAUGACGACGAAAAAGAUGUUCCUUUCAAUCCUUCCCCAACCACAAGAAGGGUGCCAACUACAAGAAGGGUGCCAACCACAACCACACGUCCUCCAGCUGCGCUGGUUCCUGGACCCAGUAAUUGCGUUUGGGCUGUAGUUGCUUGUUGUUCUACUGCCUCGAAUACAGUGCCUGACUAUUGUUUUGAACAGAGAGGAUGUCCUGGUCCGUUCUGGGAUAGAAGUCCUUGUGAAAGUGAUUUCGCUAAAGCUGCCAUCGCUACAGCUUUGAAUUAUUACAACUGAGAUGAAUAUUAAAGCAUGCGUGAUGUAAGAAUGUUGAAUUCCUAGACAGCUUCAUUCGAUAAUUCACUUUUUCCAUGACUUCCACAUAACACAGAGUACACGUGUGUUUUUCGAAAGAAAUGGAUCCUGUGAGAGAUGAAAAUUGUAACGGGAAGUUUCGCGAAAGGUGCUUUGAUAUUUAUGGUAACUGAAGUUGCUAUUUGUAUCCUCAGUUCACUUACCUUCAGAUCAGAACAGUAAACUACUGCCUUCGAUGUCUAUUAUUAAUAAAGAGGUCAAUAUGAGCAAGUUUUCUUGAAUACCAUUGUAACUUCAGAUUAUUUCAAAUAUAAGUGUGUUUUACAUUUUCAUAUGAAAUUGAAAGAAUAUGAAAUUUUCAAAACUGAAAUGGUAUUAUUACUCAUAGUCUUAGUCUAUGGCUUAGGAUAAAUGUAGCAUUUAAUACCUAAAAACAUCAUAUAUACUUUGUUUGUACGUUUCAAUUUCAUUAAAAAACAUUCGAGAUAUUGCUGGCAGUCAUCUUAUCACAAAUGAUAUAUUCAUCAACUUUAUUUAAGGUAGCUUUAGAUGAAUCCUUGCGUAGAAGGUGUUUUGUUAUGAAGACCAUAGUAUUUAUUUUAUAUCCACUAGUGAUGUAUUAUAUGAUUAGUUUUUGUACUAUUUCAGUUAGGAUUUUUUUUCCAAACAUUUUUUUGUUAAUAUUAGCUAGAUUAUUAAAAUUAUUUAUUCAUUCA